Molecule: messenger RNA, 591 nt
Organism: Cyphellophora attinorum
Lineage: Eukaryota; Fungi; Ascomycota; Eurotiomycetes; Chaetothyriales; Cyphellophoraceae
Exons: 2
Coding region: 1-591 (196 amino acids)
Source: RefSeq, a predicted model, not a curated record
AUGACGCCGCCCCGAUUGAAAGCCCUGCAGCAUUCCUCUCCUACCACAACGUCCAUCAGUAGAAGCACUACCACGACCAGGACAUCUAGACUCACACCCAGUCCGCCUUGUACUCUAGUCCGUCUCACCCAUCUCGCCAGCACUAGGUCCUUCACCACAACUCGAUCCCGUCAGCAAGAGCUUCCCACCGACCAAAACUACAACUUCUAUCGCACACACGGCCGCGCCUUCUUCAAGACCUUUACCCUCGCCUUCCUCACCUACCAGGUACUCUACUGGAGCUGGCUGACGCUGGAAGCGGAGGAGGAGAAAGAUGCGAAGAACGCGCAGAUCAAGAGUUUAGAGGGGGAAAUUCGGCUGUUGAGGGAGGGGAGGGGUUCUCAUACUGCUCCUGGCAGUGUCACCGAGGGGAGGCGGAUACUGGAUGAGGCUGGGGAGGACGGAUCGCUUUUGGAGGGCCUUGGAGCCCAAUUUGGUGGUGGGCUGCCAAAGGACGGUGGUGUGAAGGAAGAGGCAGCACCAGGGAAGAAUCAAGGCCAAGACAUCGACGGCAUGUUAAUCCCCGGCGUGAAAGGAAAGGACAUACGGUGA